GCACAACCACCGAGAAUUCUCUGAAGCAGUCUCCAAUCAGAGUUGAACGAGGGCACAAGGUUGCUUACGAGUCACUGUACUGUACUCUCCUGCUGCUACUUCCACUAAGCGCUUCUCUUAUCUCCCCGAGUGGCAAUCAACCACAACCUCAUCUCUAUAUCAACCACUCCUCUCCUCCUCAAUCAAACCCAUUCACCCACAACCACAACCACACUCCAAAAAAACAUUCAAAAUGAACUACACCACCCCCCCACAAUCCCUAACCUCCUCCCCAUCCCUCUCAACAACAACAACAACAACGAAAACAACCCGACCAACCCUCUCCCUAGACCUCAGCAACCUCCCCGCCCUCAGCCAACCAACAACCCCAACCAACACCCUCAUCAUCACCGAUCUAAACGACCUACACCUCUUCGACCCCCCCUCCCUAACCGCCCUUCGCACCACCCUGAACAACCUCGCCCCGCUCAACUCCUUCUCCCCACUGCCCUCCCUCCGCCGCCUGCUCUGCUCCUUCCACACCGACAACGACGCCCUCUACAUCCGCAAACUCCUCUCAUCCACCGAGCAGAACAACCCCCUGAAAGCCCACACAGCCACCCACUCAGCCAGAACCGUCAACCCGAAGGUCUACUUCGGCGAACCCACCCCGCUGCAAACGGGCCACGAUGCCCGCCCCAAACUCCUCGCCGCCCCGCAGGUCGACAAGCUCUUCUUCAUCAGCCCCCCGCCCUCCCCGCCCCACGGCUGGGUUCUGCGCCAGGAGGACCCCCCCAACAAGGAAGUCCACGCCAGCGAUCUGGCCCACGCGCUGGCCAAACUCAACACGGAGAUGUCGACGUUCGGCGAGGCAGCCGCCGCCGCGGCGCCGGAAACUCCUGUCUCGGCGGUCUCGGAGAAGCUGCCGCGCACGGGGAGCUGGCCCGUCACGAAUCGCCGCAGCCGCAGCAGUACCCUGAUCUACCACCCUGAAAAUCACGGGGGUAGUCCCGGCUUGCCGGCCGUGAUGGUUGAGGAUAUGAGCGAGAUGGGGUUGUUAGUGGAUGAUGUUGAUGAAGAUGAGGACGAGGAUGUUGAGAUGAGCUAUAGUCCUGUCGAGGAGGAGGGCAUGUCCGUCAAGCGAAUGCCGCCGAAGACGGCGCGGCCGCCGGUCGAGUUGAUGUGAUUUCUUUAAUGGACGUUUUGGGAUUCAUUCUGGUUGUGAAGAGAGAGAGGUGCUUGGAUAUAUUGCUUGCUUGUCAUGAAUGGUGUUCGGGAUGGUUUUGGCGUUGAACAAAGUUGGUAUUGUUUGCUACGGGAUUGGGCAUGAUGGCGUAUAGUACGCAUUGUACAUACUAUUUGCAUUGGGUUGCGACACUUUUUGGUACUUCCAUCUCUUGUCUAUUCUUAUUCAUCGUUCAAUUAAUCCCCACAGAAUGGUGGUAUAUCAUCUCAUCCAUCUGCAGUAUUUGCUUUCCGUCUAUAGUCAUCUACUAUGCUCUUACAGAUCCUUACAAUAACCUGAGCCGC
Messenger RNA from Aspergillus uvarum CBS 121591, 1509 nucleotides. It is a transcript of the gene cbpA, whose product is annotated as putative calcineurin binding protein. Gene Ontology annotation, cellular component: nucleus; cytoplasm. The annotation marks the transcript as partial. Gene Ontology annotation, molecular function: calcium-dependent protein serine/threonine phosphatase regulator activity. The record is from RefSeq and is a predicted model, not a curated record. NCBI's taxonomy places the organism in Eukaryota, Fungi, Ascomycota, Eurotiomycetes, Eurotiales, Aspergillaceae. The transcript has a single exon. Gene Ontology annotation, biological process: calcium-mediated signaling.